AGCUGCAUCAGCUCAGCUCACAGUCAACAAACCAACCAACCAACCAACCAACGGUCAACAGCUACAUCAACUCAGCAAGCAAGCAAGGAUGAUAGAAAAAGAACUACCAGAAGAGCAGGAGGAGGAAGAGGAAGAGGAAGACCAAGAAUCGAUUAGUCUGUCAAAGAGGUUCAAUCGGAGACAGCUUAUCAUCAACUUCAUCUUCUCAUAUGCACCUCAACUUAGUUCACUCCUCAUCCUGGCUGGUUAUCUGGCUGGCUUCAUCCUGCCCACAGAUCUACUCUCACGAUCGACUUAUCUCUCUGAAAACGCCAUCCUACCAGGUCAAGUCAAUACUUACUGGAGCUGGGCUCAGGUUCAUAAGGCUGAUCGAUACGCAGAUCUACUCGACGAAUGGCGUGAUUUACCAUCUGAACAGCGUGCCUCCCACAUCGCGGCUCUCUUCCAGGGCUUCGGAUUACGUUCUCAAACUCAAUCUUACACCUUCUCCUCACUCGGUUCUCAAGUACAUUCGAUCAGCAAUGGCACCAAUGUACAUGCGAUCCUACACGCCCCUCGUGUCGAUGGCUCAGAGGCACUCGUCCUCAUGGCUUCCUGGCUAACUCGGCGUCCUGGAUCAGAUAUCCAUGGUGGUGAUAUCAACCUACGAGGAGUAGCCAGCGUGUUGGCCCUAGCAGAAUAUCUCAUCAGCUUCAACUUAUGGAGUAAAGAUAUCAUCUUCCUGAUUGCCGAUGAAUACCUCGAAGGAACUCAUGCCUGGUUGAAAGCCUAUCACGGGCUCUCCCAACCCAACUUAAAGAUGCAACCUCUCGACUUGAAAACCGGUUCAAUCUGGGCUGCGCUCAACAUCGACUUCCCAUUCCAUUCUUUUAGUCACAUCGGCAUCGAUUAUGAGGGUAUCAAUGGCCAACUACCCAACCUGGACUUGAUCAAUACUGUUUCUCAUAUCGUCCGUUGGACUGGCUCGUGUCCUGUCACCAUGCAUCAUGAGCCACUGGAACCAAGUUAUCCAAGCUAUCUUCCCGAUCAUCCCGAGGUCCAGAAAUACAUUCAAGCAGGGCGAACGAUCGUCAAGCAGAUGUCACAUGGUCUGGUGGGCUCUCCAUCCGGUCCUGAGGGGCUCUUCAGCACUUAUCGGAUCGAUGCCAUAGCACUGUUCGCCCAUCCUGCCGACGGCCCUCAUGGGUUCCAUACCAUCGGAAAUAUCGUCGAGUCGAGCUUACGCAGUCUCAACAACCUACUCGAACGUCUUCACCAAAGCUUCUUCUUAUACCUCUUACAAUCCGAGGCCAGAUUCUUGAGCGUAGCCAUGUAUCUCAUCGUACCUCUCCUGAUCGGUGUCGGCCUUACCAUCAGAGGCCUCGCUAAAUGGGGAGCUACUGUUAAAGAUUGGAAUUCAUUGUCUCCAUCCGAAGGACAUCAAAAUCAAAACUCAAAAUCGUUCGAGAAACGCCCAGUAACUGAUCAACGGGGAAAUGAAAAAGGCGCAGAAAUCUUGUGGAGCUUGCGGGUCGCUGGGAUCACUCAUCUCGUGGGCGCGAUGAUUUAUUUGGGUCUGAUAAGGUCCAUCGAGCCUACACAUGCUAAAGAGUCCGUCCAGCUUUAUGUUUCCAUCCUCAUCUUCGCUAUCCUUCCCCUGGCGAUCAUCAAGCUACUUCCGCCUAGGAGGGUAAGUUCGGUUGCGAUUUUCGAGCCGAUCCAGCUCAUGCUCUCCGGCUGCUUUAUCUCCGUCAUCUCUGUCCUCAACUUCCCGCUGGGCACGGGUAUUGGCUUCGCUCUUAGCAUCCAUCCCCUGGUCCUCCUCUUCAGCCUCCUCGCCCUCGCCUUGUUCGGACAUCUAGAUAUCUCCAAACUCGUCCAUCUCUUCAGGAACGAUCAGGUCCUUGACGCUUGGUUCUUGCCUUUCGUCGCCAUCCUCUUUUUGCCCCUUUUCGUUCAAUCUCUUCUCGUCCGGUUGUUGAAAGCUUUCUAUUAACUCUGUCACUGUGAUAUUACUACCUUUAUAAAACAGACAAACAGACUUGUUGGUUUUGUUUUCGUUUUCGGCUGUCACCGCUUGUCAUUCUUACUAUUUUUUCUUCUUGUGGGAACAUUUGUUCAUGCGUGCAUACAUAAACAUCUUUUAUUUUCUUUUAUCUACUUAUGAACGUUCAAAAACACAUAGAUGAGUUCCGCUUGCCAGGGGUCUUG
This is a messenger RNA of Puccinia graminis f. sp. tritici CRL 75-36-700-3, 2190 nucleotides long. RefSeq lists its product as uncharacterized. The record is from RefSeq and is a predicted model, not a curated record. Gene Ontology annotation, biological process: attachment of GPI anchor to protein. Bases 89 to 1975 code for a protein of 628 amino acids. Gene Ontology annotation, cellular component: GPI-anchor transamidase complex; membrane. The transcript is spliced from 8 exons. Lineage: Eukaryota; Fungi; Basidiomycota; Pucciniomycetes; Pucciniales; Pucciniaceae.